AUGUCUCAAGUUCGUAGAUCAAGCAGGAUUCAUAGUCGAUCUAUCGAAGAACGAGACACAGAAGAAGGGCGCGUCGGGGAAGUUCAAACGGAUGGUGAAACAACUGUGCAGGGAAUCCUGAGUGAUGAGAGUGACAACGAAGCUAACGACGACGAUUCAGAGUAUGAAGAACCAUCUCAAAGGAAGAAAAGGAAAAUAAACUCCAAGUCCGGGGACAGAGCGGUUAAGAAAGCUAAGAAUAGUGCCAAUGAACGAUCAAAUAGGAUGAAUGUAAAAGCAAAUUCACGGAAAGACAAGGAAGAGCUGGAGCGAAUUUCGAAAGACUUUGAAGCAACGGAGCUAUUUGAGAUCUUAGCAACCUCAGAAGACUACUCUGUUGAUGAAUUAUUGAGAGACUGGCUAGGAACCUACAUCGAAAACCGAGAUCAAUUUUUGCAGGAAUUCAUCAAUUUACUUCUUUGUUGUACUGGUGCAAUUGCUCGGGUGGAAAAUCACGAUGUUCAUAGCAACGAGUCAUCGAAUGAAACUAUUGGGGAAGUUCAGUUGAUGUUUCAAAGACAACAUAUUCAUGAAUUUCAUCUCUUGAUUAGCAAAAAGAAUAAAAAAAGAUCUAAAUAUCAACCAUUGUAUGAGAAUUUCGUAGAGUUCAUGUCUCGCCUGAUGGAAUCCGCUAAUGAGCUGCAAUUGCUAUACUGUGAAUCUACGGAAGUAGAUGGUCUGAUAUCCACUAGUCCAUUGGUGCUUGACUUAUUGACGUGGCUUUCUGCUCUAUCAGUUUGUAAACUAAGAGCACUAAGAUAUGUUUCAACAUUAACAUUGUACCUAUUUCAAGAUUUCUUAACCGAACAUGUUGUGGACCUGGAGAGGAAUUAUUUAUCAAAACUUUCCAAACAGCUGGCUGUGGAACAAAGAAAGAAGCGUUCAAAUACUAAAACAAUAGAAAAAUUGGAAUCCGCUAUUGAGGAAGUUCAAAGCAGUAAAAUGGUUACACAGAAUAUAAUUGAUAACAUUAUAAAAGUUUGCUUUGUUCACAGAUUUAAAGAUGUCGACGAUACACUAAGAUGCAUGUCAAUGAUUCAUUUAUCAACAUGGAUCAGAAACUAUCCUGAGUAUUUCCUCAAAGUUACUUUUUUAAAAUAUUUUGGAUGGCUACUAAGUGACUCCUCUGCUGAAGUAAGAAUGCAUGUCUUAAGGGUUCUGCCACAAAUUAUAACAAGAGAUCAUAAUAAAGCUGUGGAUAACUCAGCUAUUCGCCAGUUUUUUGAAAGGUUUAAGGAAAGGUUACUUGAAAUAGCAUCAAAAGAUGAAAAUCUUGAAGUCAGAAUGAAUGCAGUAAAUGUACUUAUCGAAGUGGUUACAUUAGGCUAUCUGGAAGAACACGAAAAUCUACAAAUUACAAGCCUAAUAUUCGAUGAUAAUCAGAUAAAGGUGACUUCAUAUAGUAAACAUUCAAGAUUAUUAGGUUCGUUGGCAAAAUUUUUUUCUCAAGUCGUUAUCGAAAGAUGUGAAGAAUUUACGAAGAAUCAUGAUAUUAUCGAUGAAACUAUAUAUGGCAUUCGAGCUGCCUCCGCUAUCAAAAUAGGUAUAUUGGCAAGUCUUCUAAAUCAAUCGCUAUUAAUCAAUUUUCAAAAAGAGGAAGGUCUGGAUUCGGAAGCCAAAAUUGCUGCACUAUAUCAAGCGUCUGAGUUUUUGUAUCCUUAUUUCAGCUCUUUACUGCAAGAUCUUUGCCAGCUUCUUAGUUACGAUGGAGAGUAUGAUCAUCCAGAUUUACUGGACAAUAGUGAGAAUAUUCACGAGAAUGAUGAGAGCUAUUUAAAAUUAUUGCUACCCAAUGACAGCAAUAAUAUAAUAUUAUAUGUGACCACGCUGAAUGGCCUAUGUUGUGGCGGAGUGAAUAUGAAAAAUCAGCCGAAGUUGAAGGUUGCAAAGAUCAUUUUGCCACAACUGGAUAUACUUUUCAGCCAAUUACCGCUGCAUUCCAGUAAUGUCCUGUCAUCAGUUAUGAGAAUCUUUAAUUUGUUUACUUUCGAAGACUGGAUCCAAUCAGGCCAUGAAAAAAGCAUUGUACAUAUUGCUAAAAGAAUUGUACGAGCAUUCAUCGAGACAAGGCUAAGUUCCAAACCUACUGACACAAAAUUCAAAGCGUUCUCUGAAACUAUUCAGGUAAUCCACAGUAUGAAUCUGAUCGAGUUAGAUGAGCUGUGGCUGAAUCAGAUUACACAUCUGAAAAUUCAAUUGAGUAAAUACUUGGAUGAGUACAUGGCUUUACCAAGAGGGGCAACUAAUGUGAAUGAAAGAAUUGAUACACUUUACACAAUGUUCAUUAACAAGCUCGGCCUUCUGGGAAAAACUUAUCCCAUUGAAUUUGAUAAUGCAUUGCUGAGUAAAUUAUUAAUAGACCAUAUCUCGAAAAUUCCAGACCAAAUAAAUCAAUAUGAACAAGAUAUUAUUGAACUGAUAAACUUCAAACUAUUGACAUUGCUUAUAACCUGUCAGCUUCAGAAGUGGACAGACAUAUUUGAAAAGGCUACAUCAACCGAAAGCAUACCUCAUGUCCCCCUUCCAGUGUUGCAAUCUAUAGCUAAAAUUUUAAGUGUGAUGAACUCCACUUUACUAGAACUACAUGGUAAAGCAGAAAUGUCAUCUUCUAGAUUCCUAUUAACGUGGCAACUUGUAAACUCAUUCAUUGACAAUGUUGUUGCGCUUAACGUAAUCGAAUUACGUCUACCAGAAGUCGCUCGUUCAUGGACUCGUGCAUUUAAAGAGAUAUUCCCACCUUAUUUGCCAAGUGAGACACAGUUUGUAAUUUCGCAAGUCUUUUUGUAUCUGGAAAGUCUGUUCGCCAAGGAAAUUAACGUUCCUCUAGAUAGAUUUGCUGAGGAAGAAGUUUAUUUUAAUGAUAUCAAAGAAGAUGUCUUCGGUGAUGAGAGUGAGCGACAACUGUUAGUAUUUCUGCUUAAAUUGAAGGGCCUAUCAAGGUUAGGAUUGUUGGGAGAUGAAGAGUAUUCAAGAAUUAAACUGAAUAAAGGAAAACUAGGUCCUCUAUAUGAAAGCAUUGUGGAUGAUACGUUCUUUCAAGAGGGAAAGAAAACUGAAAGACAGUUAAAGAAUCAUUUGCAACCUGCACAAAAACUGCUGUCAAUCAACGAAGAAUCCGCGGCAGAAGAGAUGUAUUCCGAUGUUGAUAUGCUACAGAACGAUCCUAUCGUUGAUUCAGAAAUAUAA
Zygotorulaspora mrakii is the source of this 3225-nucleotide messenger RNA. RefSeq names its product cohesin subunit IRR1 (gene IRR1). Gene Ontology annotation, cellular component: nucleus; cohesin complex; chromatin. Lineage: Eukaryota; Fungi; Ascomycota; Saccharomycetes; Saccharomycetales; Saccharomycetaceae. The record is from RefSeq and is a predicted model, not a curated record. The coding region runs from base 1 to 3225 and encodes 1074 amino acids. Gene Ontology annotation, molecular function: chromatin binding; protein binding. The transcript has a single exon. Gene Ontology annotation, biological process: sister chromatid cohesion.